UGUCAUUUUGCCACCACAAAAUUCAACAGUGCUUUUUCUACAGUAAAACAAUGGUAUUUCGUUCAUGUCUUUUAUUUUUAUCAUUGAUACUGAUGACAGAAGGAAAGAGAAUAUUGCCACUUUCGACCUUAAAUUGGAUUCAAUCUGAACGAAAAUCUGCAAAGGCAAAGACUAUUCAGACACGACUCAUCCCAUUUCUUGAUUCACACGACCAGGAAAACUGCGACCCCAUUAAUAUUUACAACCUUUCUAGUCAUAAAGGCUCCUUACAAGUCGUUCAGCGACAUUUUUCGUCUACGUCUGCAUCUGCUACCUCUACUGGUACCCUUUCUUCCAAUACCCGCUACCUCAAACAAUCUCUUCUCACAAAUAGCAUGGCCAAAGAUAAAGGCGACAGCAGCGGAGGGGAUAGUUUGAGUAACCGAGAUGCCACUACGAAAGUCGCCUCGAAGAGGAUGACUCGAGGUAGUAGUAAAGCGAGCAAUAAUGAGACCAAUAACAACCCAGAACCUUUAGCUGCCAUCCAGCAGAAGGUGUCCAAAUUCCAGCCAAAAAUCGACUCUCUCCUACCACGGAUGCUUAAUAAAAACACUCCUCCAGCAACGUCUGUAUCCGUUUCCAAGGCCAGAACCAACGAAAAGACAUUACCAGAGACUUCCAAACCAGCAACCGGGUCAUCUAAGGCUGCUGCUGUAGCGGCGGCAAGAGCGACCAAAGACCCACAAACGAGUUCAAAGCUCAAAAGUCCUGCUGAAGUUACAAAUAAGUCCACGAAUAACAUUAUUGGCAAAAGUACAAAUCCAGCCACUCCCACACAAAAAAAUAAGACCAAAAAAGCGUCCAACUCUCCAAUUACCAGUAUCGCUUCUCUUAUCCCAAAGGGUAGUCGUGCUAAACCUCUGCCGCCACAAAAGGCGCCUGAUCAACGUGAUUCUACCGGCUCCGCGUCUGUUGCCACAUCCGAGAAAUUCACCUCACCAGCGAGGUCAACUAGAUCAAGGAUUAAAGAUCAGCCUGAGCAAGUCAUCAUACUGUCUUCAUCGAUACCAUCCUCGCCCUCGCACAUAGGGAAUGUCUUCUCCUGGGAGGAGACAGAAAAUAAUGAUGUUAGUGCCACGUCACCAGAAGAAGUGGAUAUAGGAUUAGUGCAACCGAAGGAAGACGUAUCAAGAGCCCCUAGUCACGAUGAAGAUCAUAAUACAGGCUUAAUUACUUCUCAGAAAGCCCGCAGUAGCCACAGGGCGACGGCAACACCAGCAAAAAUACCCUCGAUUAUUUCUAUCAACAGCGCGCAGUCUGAUACCUUUGCUAGUGUCACCCCUUCAGUACACGUAGACAGGAUCACAGACUGGAUGGGCGAGGUCAAAGAAGCUUUGAGGCAUGAUACUGACGAUGCUACAAAGCCUCUUCAACAAACUGCUUUGACUCCUCGUAUAACCGAACCCCGUACAGUUUCGACAAAAAAACAAGAGGAACCGGCAGUUAUGGAACCAAAGCCACGAGAAAUACGUAAGCCAGUCUUUAGCCGGCCUCCCCCAGCAAUCCCUAGACAUCAAGGAGCUACAACUAAUUCAAAACCACCACAAUUGCCCGAUCCUGCAAGUGCCCCCCAAGACACUGUAAUUUCCUCGUUGGGAGAGGAGGACUCCUUCUUGGAUGUAGACGCUGUUCCGGAGAGGAGUACCAACAAAGAGAAGCGCGUCCUGGUUGAAGGCUCAUUUCCUUCUGUACCGCCAGUGCCACUGUUUCAUGAAGCCUCUAAUAUGGGCGAUUCCAAGACUGAACUGGCACUAGCUUCAGCAACAUCAUCAAAAGUAACUACUAACCUAGAUCCUUAUAACGAUGACGAUAUAUCAACCGUCGUAGGACAACAGCCAACGCAGGGCUCGAUCAUGGAAGCUUCCUCCUUACCUUCUUUCGUUUAUGCUAAAGAUAAAAACGAAGAAAUUGACGAAGAGGAAAUCGAAAAAGAGGAAGAAUAUUAUGCUAAUGUUCGAGAGCCAAGUUUGGAGCCAUCAUUGCCAUCUGCUCUAACGUCAUCAUGUCUGCAAGAAUUAGGGCUUCGGAAACGCAGGCACAGUGAGGAAGGUCCUGGAAACCAAGGAAAACGUCAAGUUGGAAGAGAACGAAGCCCGGCACAUGAAGACGAGAAUAGUUCAAGCCACGAAGAGGAUAUUAUUUUAGCUCAAGAAGAUGCCUUCCCUCAGAGUAUUGCCUCGGUGCCGGUGUCGUUCGCGUCAACGGCUUCGCCCAUAGAGCCCUCUUCAUACAGUGUGCUUGAAGCGCCGGAAUAUGCUUAUGCACUGCCUGAAAGGACAAGGCAAUCAAGGCAAGGUCAAGAUCAGAGUCAAUUGGGACAAGGUAAUUGGGCCACACAACAAAGUAGAAGUCAGGAUACUCAUGACUCCUUGCGAGAGAUAAGAGCGCAUUCAUUCCCAUCCCCACCAUCACAAGUUUCGUUCACAUCACUCCCCACCAUGCCAACGAUGCCAAGCAUGGAAACUUUCCAAAGCCAGCCCGAAGAAGGGUCACUGAGCCAACCACGCUCAAGUGGAGAUGAGAACCAAAUACAAUCUAUACAGAGUUAUGACAACAGCUGGUCAAAGGUUCAAUCUGGUCAGAAACGCUCAACACCUUCGGAAGAUCAGUCAAUCACGACUUUGCCUUCACCACUCCCGACUCUCCCUACGAUGCCAUCUUUUCCGUUAGACGAGCUGUCUGAAAACGAAGCAGAGGCUUCGCCUUCAUUGAUUGUAAUCGAUAGUCAGAGUCAGCAGAGACAGACGCUAGAAGACGAUGUAUCUUAG
Lobosporangium transversale is the source of this 2807-nucleotide messenger RNA. RefSeq lists its product as hypothetical. The record is from RefSeq and is a predicted model, not a curated record. NCBI's taxonomy places the organism in Eukaryota, Fungi, Mortierellomycota, Mortierellomycetes, Mortierellales, Mortierellaceae. The transcript has a single exon. The coding region runs from base 51 to 2807 and encodes 918 amino acids.